Molecule: messenger RNA, 6041 nt
Organism: Cataglyphis hispanica
Lineage: Eukaryota; Metazoa; Arthropoda; Insecta; Hymenoptera; Formicidae
Product: PWWP domain-containing protein 2A-like
Exons: 7
Coding region: 132-2396 (754 amino acids)
Cellular component (GO): chromocenter; nucleus
Molecular function (GO): chromatin binding
Source: RefSeq, a predicted model, not a curated record
UCGCUCCUCUCGGUCGGCUCGGUCGUAGCGGAGCGGACAGGAGCGGAGCGGAGAGCGCAAAGCCCACACCAUACCGCACACCACCAGCUUGCUCGCACGCUCGCUCGCAAUAACUCUAAAUUCGAGGCAAGAUGGCGGCCGCAGCGACGGAGGCCCCAUCCGCGCACCUUGCGCUCGCCACGGGCGAAAAGAUCCUCGUGACCGUCGAAUCCGCGCUGCCCGACAUCCUCGUGGUGUCCUUCGUCCACGGCGCCAAGUGCUUCCAAGGUGCGCUCCUCGACUCCGCCAAGAGAGGCCUUCCCUGUGGUGUUCAACCCCCGGAACCGGUACCGGAUCCCGAUGGCGACAAGCUGGCAACGAUCGCCGCGCGCUUUAGCUACUUCCAGGAACGGAAAAAUGCGUCGUCAGCGUCGUCGACUGCUGUUGUCACCAAGGUUGACCUUCGCAGGAGCAUCAAUCCGCCCGCUAGAUACAAGAAUGCGAGACCCACGGUGAGAUUGAGACCUCGUCAGGUGCUCUGUAGCAAAUGUCGAUCGAUAUGUAACGAAAACAGCGAGAAUGUCGAUGUGAGCAGGAAGCGAAAGCAUGAAGAAGCGCAACACCAAUCGCAGCAGCUGGUUCCGGGCUCGACGAGAAGAAGUGAUCGAUGUUGCGGUCAACAACCGCAGAAGACACAACGAACGCUGUUGUCGGAAUGUCAGACGGAAAAUUCGAUUUCCAAUCAAGCGACGACGAAGAUGACAACUUCGAGUGGUGAUUCAUCGAAGCUGGGGGCAUCGUUGAUUCCGAAAUUGUCCAGAUUGCAGCCUAAUGAGAUUAGUAAUGCAAUGCAAAGCUCCGGUCAAUUAUCUGACAAGGUGAAGGUUGCAGCGAGCGCGCAAUCUACGCAUUGGUCUGUUAAUAAUGAGAAGGAAUCGUCUUUAAGGAAUGUAUUAACGUCAUCGCAAGAGCGAGUGGAAUCAUCCGCCGAUUGUGACAACAAUCCUUCAAUGGCCUAUUGCGCUACGCCGAGAAGGCUAAGUAGUUCGUCGGUGGAAAGCGCGAAAAUCCCUGAGGAGGAGGAAAAGAAAACCUUUGCGGCCGCGGAUUCGACGAUGAGAUUAAGAACUGGCAGAAUACCGAGAAAGAAACGCUCGGUGGGUUCAAUGGAAGACCUCUGGGACGAAUCAGUGUUUGAGGAUCCUACAAGGACCGCCAGAACCACGCCGGUGAUCAAGAUUUCUUUUGGCGCGCAGGGCGAGGGGACUGUGCUUAAAAUACCCGCGAAACCUCAAGAUCCUGAUGCGUAUGAGCAUGAGACCGAUGACGCUGACGAUGCCCAACAAGAGAGAGAUUCCUUGGAAUUAUCCAGGUCCUUCGGCAACGAUUACGAAGGUGAGGAAGACGGGCAAGAGCAAGUGGAUCCUCAGAAGCAGGGUGAUGUGGUGAAGGAUGCCAGCGCGAAGGCGGCGAAACGGGCUUUAAAAAAAGCAAAAAAGGAAGCUAGGAGGAAGAUGUUGGGCGGAGUGUCACCAGCGAGAUCGCCUUGCAAUGGUUCGCCGAGAUACAACCCCACGUACGAUCCACUUUCAUACCACCGGCGGAAGCACAAGGUAAAGCAUAAAAAGAAACACAAGGAGGGCCGGAAACAUAAAAAUCAGCCACAACAAGAACAACCUCAGCAGCAGGAGUCUCAGCAACCUUGUCCGGAUUCCGUGGAACAAGAACAGGAACAAGAGCAAGAGCAGGAACAACAACAGCAGCAGCACCAGCAAAACUGGAACGUUUUGCCGGGCAGCGGCGAAUCCUACAGAGCUAUCAAGGAGCAGUGCCUGAAGCAAAAACUAUCGAUAUCCUUGAAGAGGCUCAACACGAACGCGUACGCACGCUGCGAUUAUCCCGUGAGCAAUGCAUCCUCCGGUUGCAAGAGCUCCGGCGGUAGUAGCGACGAGUUGAGCGAGCACGAGCCAGAAGUAGAGACCGCACCAGACUUUCCGCCGCAUCAGUCGCAUCCUCUGGUCAUGCGCCUGGCCGCUACACCUGUGGCGCACUGCCUCAUGGCUAAUGGCAGGCGAAUGGACGUGGGCGACGUUGUCUGGGGCAAAAUCCACGGUUUUCCCUGGUGGCCCGGCAAAGUCCUAAGUAUCACAGUGUCCUGCAAGGAAGACGGCACCUCGUCGGGUCCUCAAGCUCACGUGGCUUGGUACGGAUCGUCAACGAGUUCGCUAAUGUCCUGUGAUCAACUGAGCCCUUUCCUGGAAACUUUUAAAACGCGGUAUAAUAAGAAGAAGCGCGGCCCAUAUAAGGAAGCGAUACGGCAGGCCCAGAACGAGGCUCGGAAUCAGGUCACGCCUAACUCGACCAGUAGCGUGUUGAACGUUUGCGGCUCGCCCCGCGAAGUCAAUGUCCUCUCCUAAGGGUAGUUCUCUGGUAACCAUUCCUUACUGCCGAGCAUCCGUCGGCGUGAUAACUAAAGCGCUUGCGGCAAGAAAGUACCGACUGAGACAUAAUCGGGAAGUAAUUUACAUCUCUGAACUUUUGUUUAACAUUUUUUAUUGAUUUACACUGUUGUUUUCUUCCAAUUUCGCGUAUUAGUAAAGAUUAAAGUUGUGAAAUAUUAAGGGUUUAAUUCGUAGAGCUUAUGUGAUAAACGCUUGCAUAUUAAAGACUUUGGAAUUUUUAAUUGCAUUCUCGGAUUUUGAAUCCAAUUGUUUUGAACUUAUGAAACUUGAAGUGUUUUGGUUAUAGAUCUUUGACAAGACUACGGAUUUUUAUAAUCGAUCCUGUCGUACAUUUUCUUAUUGUAAUAAUUAUUACUAUCGAUGACAGAAGUCCGAUGAGAUAACGCUUUGACGUCAUAUGUAUGAGUCAACGCUGACUUUCCAUGAGCGCUUGCAUUAACGACGGAUCGGAAUUGUCGUGUAACAUAUACAAUUUUGUACAUACUCUUUAGCGCUAAUGAAAUAGUUAUUGAUCGAUGUUCUGUCAGUUAUUUGUUUCGCGAUCAAUUGCUUGGAGCUAGUUGCAUCGGUAAAUCCGAUUAACUAUCGGGUCGAUUAAUUUUAUUUUUUGUUUCAUAAAUUACAAUUUUAAUUAUACUGCUAAAAAAUAAAAAAUAUUUUUUAUUUUUAUUGUUGGCAUAGUUACAAUAUCUUUUAAUUUUCUAAGAAUAAAUUUUUAUAUUCGUAAAUCUUGAAAUUUUGGAUAUAUAAUGAACCGUAGAUUCUAUCUCGUAGAGUAUAAUUGUAAUACUUUAAUAUUUUAAUGAUGUAAUACAUUUGAUGAUCUCGUCACUGGAUAUUGAUAAAUUAAUGUGUUUUUCACGAGAUUAUUGCGGUGCCUGUGGUAGAAUUAUAUUUAAAUGCAAAUUUUUAUUUAUCUUUGAUAAAAAUGGCUAAUGUUUGCGUGGUCGAUUAGCUCCCGGCGAAUUAAGUAGCGAACAUUUACUGCCAUCGUCACUGGCUUUUCUGUCCUCGGCUUACCAAGCGGACAAUAGCGUAAAAGUCUUGCUAUCUAGAUAUCUCUAGACUAAUUAUAAGUAUUUACUGUGAGGUUCGUACUUUCUUUCGUUGAUUAAUCUCCCAAAUAUUUCGGCCGACGUGAUUCGCUAUACUAUCCAAAAAAAAUUAAUCAUUAAAUUAUUACUAAAAAUUUUGCAAUUAUCUGAGAAACCAUUAUCUCAGGCUGCACAUUAUAUAUGCAGUAUAUUUUUCAGAUUUAAUAUAUAUACAUAAAAAUAAGAAAAAGUACUUAUAUAUACAUUUUAAUUUUUAUUUAUCUAGCGCCCUUUGGGGUUUGCAACAAAGAGAAGUAAUGACUCAUGUUUGAGGGAUUAAGUAUAUGAAUUAUCGGUAAUAGUUAUCAAUUAUUUUCGAUGGCCACCAUAGUGAUUCGAUUCGCAGAUCUAAUUGAACAGGAAACGCUGUAUAUGCUUGGGAUUGUAUUUAAAUGUAAAUUUUUAUUCCUCUCCGAGACACAAAGACAGCCAAUGUUUACGCUUCGUGCCAACACUGCCGUGUAAUUAAACAAUCGAUCGUUUGAUCUUCGAGCAACGAUAAUUGUAAAGCAACAUUGUACAACAGCCAUAGAUAAAUUUUGAUUCCUAAAACCAUUAAUUAACAACAGAAGCAGAAUUUAAAAAAAAAAACUUAUGCGGUAAUAAAAAAUUUUCAAUUUGCACCUUUAAAUUGAAAGUUUAAAAAAUUAAAACUUGUAUGAAUUUUUAUAUCUAACAGGUUUUCAGGUUUUAAAAAAAUGAUAAACAGAAUUCUGAAAAUUACAUUCGCAAAUUAUUAAAAUGAUAAAAAUUUGUUAACCUUUAACUCAGCAACGUCAAUUGAAAAGAAAUAAGUGUAACUUAUUAAUGUUUAUUAUUGCAAUCCAUGAAAGUUCUAGAAUUAUAUUGAGCAUUUGUGAAUUAUUUCAUUAUUUUUUUUUUUCAGGGAAAAAAAUAGAUUGGACAUUGAUUUGAAAUUUAAAAAAGAUAUUGUAAAACCGCAAAAAGUACUUAAGAAAUCCUGAUUAUUAUUAAUAUAUUGAUGUUGUGCCACUGCCUCGACGCAAUUUUCUUCCAUAAAAAUAUUUUUCAAAUUUGUCCAAUUAACAAAUUAAUUAAUAUUAACCAUUAAUAUUUUUUUGCAAUAUGUUGGAAAUAUACACUAUUGAAAGAAGAUUUUGUGUUUUUGAGAAAUCUUAUUUGAAACUAAUUUUAUUGAAUUUUGGAAUUGAUGAUUAAAAAAUUAUUAAUAGAUUGCAGAAUUCUUUUUUUUUAUAAUAAUUUUUUAAAUUUUACUUAGCUUUUCAUGAGACUUAAAAAAAAGUUAUUUAAUUAAUUACGAAAUGAGUCCUACGAAAUCGGUUGCGACAUACUUUUUGUUUAAUUAUUAAUUUAAUAAUUAAACAUAGAUAAUUAUUUCUGACACGUCGAUUAAUAAACCGGUGCGAGAAAAAAUUGUAUGUAUGAGAGAAAAAUGGAAUGAGAGAGAAAAAGUGAACGAAAGAAAGAGAGAGAUUGAAAGGCAAAAGAAUGAAAACUAAGGUGUUUUAAGUAACUGUGAUUUUUUUGCAAAAUGUUUUAUAUAUAUUAUAUAUAUAUAUGUACGUUAUAUACAUAAAUAUGAAUUAAUUUCUACACAUAAUAUAAAAGAUGUUUUGAUGUCGCUGUGUUUAUACGAAUUAUGCUAACAUAUCGUUAACGAAAAUGAUUGCUAUUAUGAUCAUUAUUAUUAUUAUUAAUGAUGAUUUUAUUAUGAUUAUUAUUCCUUUAUUAUUGUUGCGGAGCUCGAGUAUUGCUGAUUGCUUGCUGUAAGUAUAUGGAGAUAAAUCGUAUCCAUUGAUUAUUAGCGCAUUUUUAUCGUCUCAUUAAAGAAAUUAAAGUGUAAGUAACAAUAAUUCUCGUUACGAAAAAAAGUUUUGUGCAUUUUUUUUUCUUCAGAAUUGUUUAUUAGAAAAUUUUGUUAUUUGUACUUAUGAGGAAGGCGCCGUUUUAAUUUGCACUGGUUGCUUUGGUUAUUUAAUAUUUCUUCCUUGUAUUGUCUAAUAAGUAUUUACAUGAGUCAAGAAAGAUAUUCGUACGCCAUUGAUUCGGCACAAAAUUUUCUCCAAACCUAAAUUUCUAUUUGUGAAUAUACAUAUUGUUUCUAAAUAUAUAACUUAUUGCUAUACGAUAUAUGGUAUAUUGAUAUACGAUAUUUAAUGUUUUAAUAGCAAUAAAAAUUUUGUAAUUGAAAUUCUCUUUUGAGAUUUUGUAUUUUAUGUGUAACAAAAAAAUUUUAUGUAUUUCAAUUUAUAUUUUAUAAUAUUUUAUAUUCGAAAUCUGUUGAGGGAGAAAUUUAUUUAUUAUUUAUUGAGAAAUAUUUGAAUAACUAUUUGGAGUAAGUAUAAAUAAUAUACUUAUGGCGAAUCAAUCUUGCUGUACGAAUAUUAUUUUUGCGCACUGUAAUUAGCGCGUUGAUUUAGGUGUAUUGCAACUAAACAUUAAUUUAUGAAAAUAAUAUCGCAAUUAAUUUGGCGAAAUUUCUAGAUGAACGAAUCUUUUGAAUAAAUCGGCAUAUCUACCUCAA